Molecule: messenger RNA, 747 nt
Organism: Penicillium angulare
Lineage: Eukaryota; Fungi; Ascomycota; Eurotiomycetes; Eurotiales; Aspergillaceae
Product: putative short chain dehydrogenase/reductase
Exons: 2
Coding region: 1-747 (248 amino acids)
Source: RefSeq, a predicted model, not a curated record
AUGUCCUCGUCAACAAUAGUCCUCAUCACAGGUGCUAACUCGGGCAUCGGAUACGCCACGGCGAAAUUAAUUUCCUCGGAGCCUGAUUACCAUGUUAUAAUGGCUUGUCGUGACACAAUCAAAGGACAAGAAGCCCUCGCCGAAAUCGAGGCAAGCAACCCCAAAGGCACUCUCUCUAUGCUUCAACUCGAUGUGACCAAUGCCGAGUCGAUAAAUGCUGGUGUGAGCGAGAUUCAAAAGGAAUUUGGCAGGGUUGACGUGUUCAUUUCAAACGCCGGAAUUUCAGCGCCUGAAGAUACUGGCAGUGAGAAAUUACGCAAAAUAUUCGCGACAAAUGUCACUGGAGCCUUCACUGCAUCUGAGGGUUUUGUUGGAUUGUUGUUAAAGUCUGAGCGCCCAUAUCUUAUACAGAUCUCUAGUGGCCUAGGCUCAAUGGGGCUAGCAACCGACCAGGAGUCCAUUUGGUAUAAAUGGGCCUCGGAUGAGUAUCGAAUGAGCAAGGCUGCGUUAAACAUGGCUACUAUCCAACAACACAAGCGUCUGGAAAGUCAAAAUGUUCGCGUUUUCGCCUACUGCCCCGGUUUGGUACGAUCGAACCUACGCGGAAAGUCUGAGCAGGCCAGAACUGCUGGAGGAAUGGCUGGAGACCCGAUCGAUUCGGCAAGGGGACUUUUUGAUAUUAUCCAAGGAAGGAGGGAUGCUGAUGUUGGAAGAUUCGUUUAUGCCACCGGAAUAUGGCCAUGGUAG